Myxozyma melibiosi is the source of this 1194-nucleotide messenger RNA. Its product is annotated as Scramblase-domain-containing protein. The transcript is spliced from 7 exons. Gene Ontology annotation, cellular component: plasma membrane. The coding region runs from base 100 to 1110 and encodes 336 amino acids. NCBI's taxonomy places the organism in Eukaryota, Fungi, Ascomycota, Lipomycetes, Lipomycetales, Lipomycetaceae. Gene Ontology annotation, biological process: plasma membrane phospholipid scrambling. Gene Ontology annotation, molecular function: phospholipid scramblase activity. The record is from RefSeq and is a predicted model, not a curated record.
GGAAGUCCUCGGAUUCUUUCGUAGCCGCACAGGUUCAGUUGAUGCUGAUUCCGAGUAUUCUGACGACUGUGCGCGUUUGGAUUGAAUUGAAGAAACAAAAUGGCAUUAAGAAGGGCGCUGGUUCCUGCCUUUGAAGGGCUCGGUGCUGUGAGGCGGGUGCCAAUCCCUGCACUUGCUCGGCCUUCGUACACGCGACUAUCGCCGGUCAGCACCGUCAAGUCUGUUACAAGUAGUAAUCAGUUCAGCAGGUCAUUUGCUUCGCGGGCGCAGAUCGAGCGAUCCCGGAUGAUGGGACGACGCAGAAGCCCGUCGAGCGCGAAACGGGGCGACGUCUACUAUCCGCAGAGCGGCACCAGAGUCAUCUACAACCACAACUCGGUGCUAACUCCUAGUGAUCCGAUUUCCACGAUCCUCGAGCAGCCUGCGUUGGUUAUCGAGCGACAGAUUGAGUUUAUGAAUAUAUUCUUGGGCUUUGAACAAGCAAAUAGAUACCGUCUUAUGGAUAUUCAUGGCAAUAUACUGGGAUACAUCGAGGAGGUUGACUUUAGCUUCGCGAAGGCAAUCAUGCGACAAAUUUACAGACUCCAUAGACCAUUCACCGUAGUCGUCUACGACGCUGAAAUGAAUCCAGUUCUGACUCUGCAACGACCAUUUGCUCUCAUCAACUCCCGAGUACGGGUUUCGGUCCCUCCGACGAUAUACGACGACGAACCGAGAAUUGUUGGAGAGUCACAUCAGCGGUGGCAUUUGUGGAGACGGCGAUAUAAUCUGUUUACUAGCGAGGACGGAUCUGAUAACUUUGACCAGUUUGCAGCCAUCGAUGCUCCGAUCCUAUCAUUCCGCUUCGAACUACUGGACGAGCUAAAUCGACUGAUGGGCGUAGUCUCCCGCAACUGGGUCGGUCUCGGCCGCGAGCUCUUCACAGAUACCGGUGUUUACAUCCUGCAGAUGGACGCGGCCGAUGCGGGCGAGUCGCUUGUGACGAACGAGAAAGCCCCUGGGUUGACGCUUGAUCAGCGGGCGGUUUUGUUGGCGACUGCGAUUAGUAUUGAUUAUGACUACUUUUCGCGGCAUAGUACAUCGGGUGGUGGGUUCGUCAACUUUGAGUAGAUAUGUUAGUUUAAUAUAGAAGUCCUCAUUAAAUAUAUAAAUCAGCGCAUUGGUUAUAUUUGUAGGAUUAAAUUGUGCAAAAGA